This is a messenger RNA of Microbotryum saponariae, 361 nucleotides long. Lineage: Eukaryota; Fungi; Basidiomycota; Microbotryomycetes; Microbotryales; Microbotryaceae. The record is from the annotation of a GenBank genome assembly.
AUGCGUGUGGUGAGCUCUUCAUUCAGAUAGUAUUCAGCGGGAACUAUAUUCGCUCACCUCAUGGUCGGGUUUGCUGCGCAUCACUCUAGUUUAGAUCGCGCGUUGGCCGACUCGCUGGCACCUGAGCUUCGCACCGAAUCACUCUGUGACUUGUUCGACCACAGUCUGCACAUCCCUCAUCAGCACCAUCGAAAGAUCACCGCCCUUCCUGUGGCCUGGAAUCGAGGCACACAUCACUCGAUUUUCGUUGCCCGGCCCCGAACGCCACUGUCGACCUGUCACGAUCACCUCCGCCACCCCCACAUCGUUCACCCGCGUCGUCAACGUCGAGCGACCACUCGCAUGCGAUCACUGGCCCUAA